AUGGAUGAAAAACCAUAUAUACCAGUUAUUGAAAAAUUAAAUAGUGAAAAGAACCCUAAUUUUUAUAUUUGUGGAAAUGGAUUUAUAGCCCCAUUAGACAUCAAAAAUUUUAAAAAAAUUUCGAAUACUGAAAAAAAAAAUUUGCAGAGAGUUUUUAAGAUGAUGGACAAAGAUAAUACAGGGAAAAUUUCAGUUUGCAAUCUCCAUGAUAUUUUGAACAAAUAUAAUUACAAGAUUUCUAAGGGUGAAGUCGAAAGAAUGAUAUGGGAAUUCGAUGACAACAUGGACAACUGUCUAGAUUAUGAUGAAAUUUAUUUCUUAUAUUUGCGAUGCGUAAAUGAUAAAAAGAAGCAAAUACCAAGUGACCUAUACAACAUUAUUCAAUUUUUCAUGUUUGAUUACGAAAUGAAUGGUUAUAUAACUGUGGAAAAAACUUUGCAAAUUUUGUAUGUGCGUUUCGGUAGAGAAAAGAUGGAUUUGGAAGUUCAAGAAAUUUUUGGAGACAAAUACGAAGAUGAGUUUGGGGUGGAAAAGCAGAUUUACUUAAAAGAGUACUUGGACAAUGAAAAGAAGAGAAUUCGCAAAUUCAGGACUGAAAACAUCAAAAAGGUGGGAAAAGCUUAA
Plasmodium gonderi is the source of this 624-nucleotide messenger RNA. RefSeq lists its product as hypothetical. Gene Ontology annotation, molecular function: calcium ion binding. Bases 1 to 624 code for a protein of 207 amino acids. The transcript has 3 exons. The record is from RefSeq and is a predicted model, not a curated record. NCBI's taxonomy places the organism in Eukaryota, Apicomplexa, Aconoidasida, Haemosporida, Plasmodiidae.